AUGGACCACUCCCUGUCCACCGAUGCAGAUCGCAAGGAGGACAGCGAGCGCAGCAGUGACGAAGCGCGGCAGUGCGAAGCGGAAGCUGCUUUGGAACUGAGUAAAGUGGCAGCUUUGCUGCUUGACAGAUGGCCGUGGCAGGUUUUGGCAGAUGUGGAUUGGCGGGACAAGGUCCAAACACUGCUACAGCAGAUCCAGCGCUCACAGCAGCAAGCACUGGAGCAUCGAAGGGCCGAACACGACUUGAGAUUGGAAAUGGACCGUGCAAAGGCGACAUUUCAGGAAGUGAUCUCCGUGGAAAUGGACGCGCAGACCCCUGGCAGUGGUGGGGCAUCCGUGGGCGGCCCGUGGGCUGAUGGCCAUCCGCAACGAGAUUGGCCAGCUCCAGCAGGCAAGUCGAAAACGCAGAAAGAGAUGAUGGAUGAUAUUUUGCGAAAUUUGAGCUGUUACCGCGAGGCUGGGUCGUCGAGCUCGUCCGGGCCGCAGAGGCUCUCGCAGCAGAGCUCGCAGCAGCCCGCUGAAGAGGAGUCGCAGCAGAGUUCGCAGCAGACCGGCGCGGAGAAGAUUUUUCAGAGUGACGCUGUCCUUACAAAGGAGAUUGGGAAAAGGAGCAAGGAAGAGCUGCUGGCUCUUGGUAUUGAAGUCUUGCGUUCUCGCGGCCAAGAUUGGAUGCGAGAGCAGUUGGACAGGAGGGACAGGGAUUUGGUUAAGAAGCUCGCUGGCAAGGCGGGCAUUCAAGUCAAGGUGCAAGGGCGAGCGAAGCUGAGAGAUGUGCUGGUUGGGGAAUUGAUGGAGUUGUUCGCAUCAGCCACUGCACAGAGUUCGGAGCAGACCGUUGAAGAGGCGAUUUUUCAGAGUCGCGUCCUCCUCACAAAUGAGAUUGAGAAAAGGAGCAAGGACGAGGUACUGGCUCUUGGUGCGGCGGUGCUGCAUGCUCGCGGCCAAGAUUGGAUGCGAGAGAAGUUAAGCCGCGUGACGACUGCGGAGUUGGCGCGGAAGCUGGCUGCCAGCGCGGGCAUUCCUAUCCGCGUGGCUGGGUCAUUGAAGCCGAAAGAUGCGCUGGUCGAGGAAUUGAUGGAGUUGUUCGCAUCAGCUGGGUCUUCGCGCUCGUCCGGGCCGCGGAAGUCGUCGCAGCAGAGUUCGCAGCAGACCGGUGCAGAGGAGUCGCAGCAGAGUGCCCAGCAGAUCGGCGCAGAGGAUAUCUUUAAGAGUGACGUCCUCCUGGGUAGUGAGAUUGGGAAAAGGAGCAAGGAAGAGAUGCUGGCUCUUGGUAUUGAAGUCUUGCGUUCUCGCGGCCAAGAUUGGAUGCGAGAGCAGUUGGACAGGAGGGACAGGGAUUUGGUUAAGAAGCUCGCUUUGAAGGUCACAUUGGAAGCCUGGGAAAAGCUGCGAGGUAAGGAUCGGGUAUUGGACAAGAACGCGCUGCAGCAGGAGUUGGACAGGCACGAACUGCAGAAUCUGAAGUUGAUGGCUUGCUUUGCUGGCAUCGACCGAGCAGCGUUCGAUCAGAAACGUUCCUGGAUGAGGGACGAGUUCAUUCAGCAUCUGUGCGCUUUUUUGGUGUCAGAGGUAACGCGGCUGCAAGCAGAUGCGCGCGUGAACGAUGAGACGUGGCUGCGCAGCAGACUGGGAGAAGUUGGCGUGUACGGCCUCCGAACCAUUUGCACUGAGUUGAAUGUGACAAAUCGACAUGGAGCAACCGACACUAUUUUGCCGCUGGAACAGAUAAUCGAGAAUCUGAUACUUCACUUCCAUCCUCCGGAAAGUAAAGCGCAGCAGCUGAAGCAGCAAGCCUUGCAGCAAGGCAAUGUUGCUCGCUCGUGGCUUUCCGACGCGCUGCAGCGCUUGUCUUCACGUGCAGGCAAAGGUGCGGCAGAAAGUGAUCUGGCGGCAGUAGCGCGAGAAGCUGGCGUGGAAAAGAUACGCGGUAUGAAGAGGCACGAUCUGGUGCGCGCCAUCGUGGACAAGCUUUUACCGCGAGAAGUGGAUGCGGAGGCCGCGGUUGAGAAGCAUGCCUGUCGUCUACUUUCUGCAUGCAUCAAGAUGAAGGACAAAGGGGAGGAGGUGGAUGCAGCUGCCAUUGAACAACAUUUGGAUUCUCGCGAGCUGUUAUUGAAGCUGGUUGCGUGGUUGCGGAUGGAACGCUUGGAGGUGAUUCAGAGCCACCACCGGAGUAAGGCGGAGUUGCUGUCGGAUGUUGUCGAGAAAGUGGGUGGGCUUCUUCAGGGCUAUGGUGUCGUGUUGGACGCGAUCACGUCAGCAGACAUAGAUCUCGACCAGCUUGUUUCCCGCAAUGCGUUGAUUUUUCCCGCUGGUCUGCAUCGCUGUCAUGCGAUUGCACUUUUGGCUUGCGCACUGUCUGCGCAAGAUCAGAGAUGGCGGAAGCUGCUGGAUCUGUCGCCCGGAACCCACGAGCUGGAUGUCGCUGAGAGGCUCUUCGAUCUGCAUACUGUUACUUUGCCAAAGCAAUGGUCGGAGCCGAUUGGCUUCGAAGAUCAAGAGGACAUGCUGCAGGUACUUCUUGAACUCCUCCGUGGGCGCAGAAGCAGCAAGAUUGUGGACGGGAAAGAGAUCCGUCGCAGAGGUGCUUUGGAUUCCGCCGACAAGACGCUGCUUCGAGGGAUGAUGCGUCGCUAUGGCUGGGAGCGGGCUGAGAACGCGGCGGCACCAUGUUACUGGGAUGAGGUGUAUCGGAAGCCAAGUUACGAGCACUUCAUGUGGUUUCUGUUGCAGAAGAUGGGGGUGCAUCAGAACGUGGUGGAGAUGUUUGACCAGUUGAAGGAGUGGCAGGACACGACUGGUUUGAAGGUGAUGCCCUCCGAGGCCGAUGACAAAGGUCUGUGUGAUAAAGCGGAAAACUAUCGGCAGAAGCAGGCGAAGAUGCGUUCCAAAGUCAUGGCGGAGAACUAUCCCGUUGAUUUCGAGCCUCUGCAUGCGCUGUCCUUGGAUUGCUUCGCAUCAUCUGGGAAUGGCAUGGUCAUGUGGCGGUCGGAAUUUGAAAGAGAGAUGUUGUUCAGUUUGCCUGGCUGGGUGGAGGAUGACCGGAAGAAGCAGACGUUUCACAAUCUGCAAGAAAUUCUUCGUUCGAAAGAUGAAGCGGCAUUGAAGCAUCUGGAGACGCUGCGAUCCAACGCAUUAACGCUGCAACAGAAGUUGGAGAAAGUCGCCGUGGAUCUACGAUGUGCGCCCACUAUGUCCAGUGUACAGGAGACGCUCGCGCAUCGGUUCUUGCAGGUUCCUGAUGAGUCGGCAGAGCCGUCGCUUGAAAAAUACGUAUGCCGACUGUGCGAUUUCCAUUGUCAGCUGAGUGCGCAGAUGGAGGAGCACAUCAGAGAUUGCCAUGCUGCUGAUGGCUCUGAUAGAGCCGUGGUCGAGUACCGGAAAAAGGUCAUCGGCUUGUUGCAACAUGCCGGACCCAAAGCACCUUGCUGGACCAUGCAGAGGAACCUGGUGAUGAACGCGGACUCGGCACUUCGUUGCCCUGGAGCUGGUGAUGGGCAGAGAGAGGAAGGCGCUUGUGUUGUCUGCGCCCGCAAGUUUUGGUCGCACGAAUUGUUUCCCGUCAUUCUCUAUCAGGAUCCUACCAAGCAGCCAGAGCAGCCCUCAGCAGAGGAGGCAGAGCGAGAGGUGAAGAGAGUUGCUGCCGAACAGCAGGAAAAGCUUUGCCACCUUUUGGGCAUGCGGCGGUAUCUGCAGCGCUGGCCGCACUUGCGAGAUCAGGCAAGAGCAGUGGAAGAGCUUCGUGCAUCGGCAGUGGAGCACCCUUUUUUGCCAGGUGAGUUCCUGUUGUUGCAUCGCCGUCGCAUGCCUGCCGACCCCAAGGCUCCAUGUGAUGUCUGUCGAGAAUGUCGCACAUCUUUGACGGGACAAUUUGUUUCGCUGCCCCGUUACAGCCUGGCGAACGACCUCUGGAUGGGACGGCAGCUGCCGGAGCUGCGCAAUUUGGCGGCUGGAACUAAACGGUUGUUGCCUAUGAUCAGACCAUGUCACCAGGUCACCGUUUUGCAACCUGCCAACUUGGUGAGGGAGGAGAGGCAGCGGGGCUUCAUCGGCAACAGCAUCUUCUUGCCGCAGGCCACCCCGGGAACGGUCUGCAGGACGCUGCCGCCGCGGGAGGUAGACAUGCAAGAGUCUAUACUCUUCGUGUUGGUGGGGCACGACAGAGCGGCGCUCAAGAGCAGUGCAUUAUUGCAAGCACCAAGAGAGGAGUACGAGAGAGCCGUGCGAUGCUUGCAGAGCACAUCCUUGUAUUACGCGAAGGUAGAGCUGGAGCAUGGCGAGGUCGAUGCCUUGCAGAGCUGCGUAUUGGAGACUGAGUCCGACAGCUAUCUGGCGCAGCAACUCUUGCAGCAGGGGCCUGCUGAUGCGCAGGGGCAGUCGGAGGAUCAGGAGAUGGCAGACGCCGACAGCGCCGGUGCCACCGCGACUUGCGCGACGCCCGGUGAUGCGGAGGAGCCUUCGUCUGAUCGUGUGAUUGUGCAGAACACAG
This is a messenger RNA of Durusdinium trenchii, 4489 nucleotides long. The record is from the annotation of a GenBank genome assembly. NCBI's taxonomy places the organism in Eukaryota, Dinophyceae, Suessiales, Symbiodiniaceae.